Molecule: messenger RNA, 1295 nt
Organism: Ipomoea nil (Japanese morning glory)
Lineage: Eukaryota; Viridiplantae; Streptophyta; Magnoliopsida; Solanales; Convolvulaceae
Product: protein IRX15-LIKE-like
Exons: 1
Coding region: 109-1053 (314 amino acids)
Biological process (GO): xylan biosynthetic process
Source: RefSeq, a predicted model, not a curated record
ACCCUCAAACUCCACUCUGCAACCACCCUUUCUUCUCUCCUCCACCACCGCCGCCGCGCCGCCAAUCUCCUCCUCCCUCAACCGCGGUAACAAAAGAAUAAGAAGAAGAUGAAGAACAACAUCGGCACCAACACACGGCUCAUACUUCUCCACCCUUACAUCCAAAAACAAGGCGGCUCAAGCCGUCUCUGGAUUCUCGCUUUCGUUUCCUUCUUCACCAUCGCUUGUCUCCUCGCCUUCAUUUACACGCGAGACUACUCCAUAAUCACCGCCACCACCUCCUCCUUCGUCGCCGCCGCCGCCUCCGGCGGCGGCGGCGGCGCCACUCCCGCGCUGUCGAAGUCCAUCGUCAGGGCGCUCGUCCACUACGCCUCCAUCUCCAACAACACCGACCGGAUGUCGUACGCCGACAUCAAACAAAUCUCCGACGUCCUCCGCCAGUGCGGCUCCCACCCCUGCAACUUCCUCGUCUUCGGCCUCACCCACGAAACGCUCCUCUGGCGGACCCUCAACCACCACGGCCGGACGGUGUUCAUCGACGAGAGCCGGUACUACGCCGCCUACGUCGAGGAAAAGUACCCGGAGAUCGAAGUCUACGACGUGCAAUACUCGACCAAGUUAAGCGAGAUGAAGGAGCUAAUCUCCGGCGUGAAAGAACAAGCCCGCAACGAGUGCCGGCCGGUCCAGAACCUUCUAUUCUCGGAGUGCAAGCUCGGGCUGAACGAUCUCCCCAACCAGCUGUACGAGGUGGACUGGGAUGUGAUAUUGGUCGACGGGCCACGCGGGUAUUGGCCGGAGGCGCCGGGGAGAAUGUCGGCGAUAUUCACCGCCGGAGUUCUCGCCCGUAGCAAGAAAGGCGGCAACCCGAAAACGCACGUUCUGGUUCACGAUUACAAUCAGAAAUCGGACAGAAUCGCGAGCGAGGAGUUCUUGUGUAGAGAAAACUUGGUGGAGACGAAGGGCAUGGUUGGUCAUUUUGUGGUGGAAGUCAUGGAUGCUAACAACUUCAACUUCUGUCGGAGCCACAACGCAUCAUCAUCGUCGUCGUCUUAGUUUUGUCGGACAUGAUCAUCGGUCUGAUCGAUCUUCAUUCUUCACAUUAUUAUUGUUUCGAUUCAUAAAAGCAUAAAAGGGGGGAUAGUGGACUGGGAAUGGGGAUAUAAUUUAAAAUUUGUCAAAUUUUGAACCUUUUUGUCCUUUUCUAGACAUGGGGAUUCCGUCAAAAUAAUUUUCUGUGUAUUUACUAUUGAAUUGGAAAGAACAUAUUUGUUUAAUUAUUUCUACAAUUAUAUAUA